GGAUACUAUCGCUAUCCCUGUGUGUCCCUGGCAGUGCGAGGGGGUACUUGCUAGGAUGCCUUGGGGGGCACCUCUCCUCCUCCAUCCCGGAUGCAACCAGGACUUUCUGCCCUAUCCACCACUAGGGUAUAAAUAGGGGGCCCCAUUGUAAGACUGGUCCCCCAGUUCUUCAUGACUCCUGAGCAAUGUAGCAGGAUUCUCAUGUUUAUUCCAUGGAUUUGCGAGCAGAGAUGCUGCUGAAGGAUCUGAGGAAGCUGCUGUCCCUCCUCAUUCUGCACAUUGCCUGUGCCAAGGCAGAUGACACCCCUGAGAUGCCCCCGCUAACAACACAAGGAGGACUUCAUUCCCUUUUGGAAAACACCGUAUCUCCAGCGUUUGGGGCCACAGUGAUAAUCAUCGUAACGGUGGUUAUUUCCGGCAGUGCCUAUCUCUGCUUUCUCAAGUACAUCUGCUCCGGGUGCUGCAAAGCUACUCAAGUCGUACCGGUUAGAAGACCGGACCCAUCACGGUCCGAAGAGCAGGUUUAAUCGUAGGCCCAACCGCGCUAAAAAGAAGCCUGAUUGGCCGAGGGCUGGAACUCAUUCCCAUGGAAUUCCCAGUGGCGGGAAGCGUCUCAACCCAAACAUGAACUUACAAUAAAGACAACACUAUUAUUUAGAUGGGACUUUUUUAUUAAUUAAGAAACAAAAAACCCAAGGUUAUACUACUAUAUACAAUUUCAUAAUAAUUUCAGUAAAGUAAAACGGUUUUGGGGGUCAAUAUCCCCUUUAACAAUUUCACAGUGAAGUCGCCAUGUUUCCUACGGGAUUAUUGGUGGUUGGUCCAAAUACUUUAUUUAAAAACCAAUAAGACACAAUCAGUUUGAUAUGUAAUUACAGUUAUGAAGCCAUAUAUGUUGCAGCUGAACUCUUUCCUUUCUAUACGCGGCUUUGCAGUCUACAGUAUUUGUGUUUUUUAUUUUUAACCAAUUAGUGCCGAUAAUUUUGUAUAGAAAUUUGGUUACUUUGCUGGGAAUAUGACGUUUUUUUAUGAAUAUGUUGUUUAUUAACGUGCGUGUGGAAUUUUUUAUAUUUUUGUUUUUAAAUAAAUUCAAGUAGAAAUAAAUGUCAGCG
Messenger RNA from Xenopus tropicalis (tropical clawed frog), 1112 nucleotides. RefSeq lists its product as uncharacterized. The record is from RefSeq and is a predicted model, not a curated record. The transcript is spliced from 2 exons. The coding region runs from base 213 to 527 and encodes 104 amino acids. Lineage: Eukaryota; Metazoa; Chordata; Amphibia; Anura; Pipidae.